This is a messenger RNA of Penicillium antarcticum, 456 nucleotides long. RefSeq lists its product as uncharacterized. The transcript is spliced from 2 exons. Lineage: Eukaryota; Fungi; Ascomycota; Eurotiomycetes; Eurotiales; Aspergillaceae. The annotation marks the transcript as partial. The record is from RefSeq and is a predicted model, not a curated record.
AGAGAUAUUCAAAAAAAUAGUGCCGCCCGGUCCAAUCAAGGGCCCUAUCGUAGUAGUAGCGUUUCGUUUACUACUAUUCGUGCUCAAUUCUCGGCCCUUCCCGUCGAAGACCGGCUAGAGUUCCUAAAAGGUUUAUUAUUUUCCGUGGAAGAAAUAGCUUUAUUGGUGAAGCUUAGGGAAAAACAGAAUCUUACUUGGCCGGAGGUGACGAGACAAUUUGCACAGAAAUUUGCCGGGAGGAGUAAAGGGUCUAUACAGGUGUACUGGAGCACGACGCUCAAGAAACAGCGGCAAGCUUUGGCGGAUGCCACGUUUAGUCCUUCUAGAGGCUAUCUUAAUCAUACCACCGACAUGUCAGGCAAUUCCACAGUACAGAAUCCAACAAGUAUCACCUCCGCUGCUCCUGCGCCCACCAACGCCCUGAAUGGAUCUACCACAGAUUGUGGUCUGUGGUAU